This is a messenger RNA of Seriola dumerili (greater amberjack), 1293 nucleotides long. RefSeq names its product family with sequence similarity 92 member A (gene cibar1). Gene Ontology annotation, cellular component: ciliary basal body; ciliary transition zone. The record is from RefSeq and is a predicted model, not a curated record. Gene Ontology annotation, biological process: cilium assembly. NCBI's taxonomy places the organism in Eukaryota, Metazoa, Chordata, Actinopteri, Carangiformes, Carangidae. The coding region runs from base 101 to 1003 and encodes 300 amino acids. The transcript has 9 exons.
UGCUAGCCUGGAAGCGAGCAUAGUUAGCUAGCGUUGAUUUUGGAUGUAGAUAAACUUUGCUGUACACUGACUACAUUUAGUGUACUGCAUUUUGGUGAAGAUGAGUCGCACUCCUGAUGCAAGAGCGAGGGACAACCAGACAAGAAAGAUCCAGGAAAACAUCACCAAUGUGGAGAAGCAUUUUGGAGAGAUGUGCCAACUGUUUGCUGCCUAUGUCCGUAAAACAGCCAGACUACGAGACAAGGCAGACCUCCUGGUCCGUGAAAUCGGCUUGUAUGCAGACACAGAAACACCAAACCUGAAGAGGGGUAUGAAGCAGUAUGCUGACCACCUGGCUAAGAUUCAAGACUACCGCCAAGCUGAGGUGGAAAGACUUGAAGCCAAAGUCAUAGAGCCAUUAAAAAGCUAUGGAGCUGUAGUGAAACGUAAAAGGGAGGAUCUGAAGACAACUCAAAGUGCUAGAGACAGAGAAGCCAAACAGAUGGCUCAGCUUGAGAGGACCAGACAAAGAAACCCCUCAGACAGGCAGAUCAUUUCUCAGGCUGAAAGUGAGCUCCAGAGAGCCACCAUGGAUGCCACACGGACCACCAGGCAGCUGGAGGAGACCAUAGACGAGUUUGAGAAGCAGAAGAUCCGUGACAUCAAGAAAAUAUUUGGUGAGUUUUUGACAGUGGAGAUGUCAUUCCAUGCUAAGGCCUUGGAGGUAUACACCUUGGCCUACCAGAGCAUUCAUAGUGUGGAUGAGGAGGAGGACCUGGAGGUGUUCAGGAGUUCGCUGCACCCCCCUGACUACCAGUCACGAUUAGACAUAGUGCGAGCUAAUUCCAAAACCUCGCUCGAUCGGACCGGGUCUUUCCUGAGUACAUCAGGGACCUUGCAGCAACAAAGAGCUUGUAGUCGGCAGACAAGAGAAGAGGAGGAGGACGAGGACGAAGAGGAAUUUGAAGAGGAGGAGGAGGAGGAUGAUGAAGACGAAGAUGAGGACACAGAUGAUGAAAAUUAAAUUCUCUUAAAUUGUGUAAUUUUGUGUUUGUCUGUAUGGAACAAAGAGGAUGUCGAAAAUAAUGUAUUAACUGUUUUAUACUGUUGUAAAAGAAAAGCUGUGUCAUUGCCAAACUCAUCUCCCUCACAGGUGGUCUGAGCAGUAUUGUAGUUGCGAUGUACUGUAGUCAUGUGAUGCUUUGCAAGAGAGCAUGCUGUUCUUUACUACCGUUUGUCUUUGAAAUUCUAACCAACUUCUGUCUUUUCUAUAUUUUUAUAUCAUGCACAAUGCCAAAAUGUGCAUUAUAUGUU